Messenger RNA from Cetraspora pellucida, 357 nucleotides. The record is from the annotation of a GenBank genome assembly. NCBI's taxonomy places the organism in Eukaryota, Fungi, Glomeromycota, Glomeromycetes, Diversisporales, Gigasporaceae.
AUGUCAUCGUAUCAUAAGCAACAACAAAUAGCUAUAAGAAAUGAAUCGAGAAAGAAACGAAAAAGUCCAAUAACUGAAGAACAACAGUUAGGUUAUCGAAAAAGUGAAUCAAAAAGAGGUAAGCUCGUCAAAAUGAAAACAUCACUUGCCUGUCAACUUAAUGAUGAUGAUAGUGAAGCUGUUGCAAAUCUUAGACAUAAUUAUUGUUCUACUUGUAAGGAAUUUUUUCUUUCAAUCAUAUUAGAUCAUAAAAAAAUACCUGAGGUUUCGUUUACUAUAAAUAUAUUGCAAGAGGUUCUAAAUUUCGUUUACCGAAAACAAGAACAGGUUACAUCACCCGAAAAUUUUGAGCCCUGA